This is a messenger RNA of Elgaria multicarinata webbii, 3916 nucleotides long. It is a transcript of the gene SNX25, whose product is annotated as sorting nexin 25. The record is from RefSeq and is a predicted model, not a curated record. Gene Ontology annotation, molecular function: phosphatidylinositol binding. Gene Ontology annotation, cellular component: endosome. Bases 336 to 3410 code for a protein of 1024 amino acids. Lineage: Eukaryota; Metazoa; Chordata; Lepidosauria; Squamata; Anguidae. The transcript has 19 exons.
CCAGCAGCUGCUGUCAUCCAGGCGCUUCCUCCUCCCCCUCCUGCACGCAAACAGGCUCAGUGGGGCCUCUGCUGGCUCCCGGGUGUGAUGUGGAGAACUAGAAAGCCAAGGCCGGUCUGAGCAGCGGCAGCUUCAGCUCGCGGUGUAGCAGAGGGAAGUGGCUGGGUCGCUUCUUUCGCGGAUCCCGGGUAUGAGCCCGGCCGGCCUUUGCUGGCGCGGUGCCUUGAGCCGGAGGACGAGGACGGUCGCCGUCGCCGCGGACGGGGGAGAGGAGACCUUGCGAAGGAGGCCUCAGGGCGGGAGAUGUGCUGGUUCCCGGCGGCUCCUGGAGCAGUAUGUUCCCCGAUACCGCUAACACCUCCUCCAGCAGUGGCAGCGGGCAGCUGGAUUCAGCAGGCGCCGCCGUGGGCUCCAGCUCCCCCGGAGCGCAAGGUCCUGGCGGCGGCGGCAGCGGCGGCGGCGGCGGCGAGUCCUGCAAGAAGAGCAGCAGCAGCAGCAGCGUCCCGACAGCAGCGGCCGAGGGCGACGGCGAAGAGGACGAAGAAGAGGCGGCGGCGGGGACUCGCGGCUUGUCCCGCUCCAUGCUGGCUGCCGGACUGGGGCUGCUGCUGCUGCUGGCUGUGUCCCUCUUCCACCUCGGCCAGCAGCAGGAACAGAAGGAGGAGGAGGAGGAGGAGGAGGAGGCCAGCGGGCAGCUGUCCUUGGCAUUGCUCUUGCUCCGGCUCGUCUUUUACCUGGUCUGCGCCGCCAGCGCCUUCUUACUUGGCACCGUGCUGGCUCUGGUCGGCCAGAGUCGCGGCCGCCUCCGACCUCCGCCGGAUUUCCAAGGCGCCUGGAACCGCCGCUAUCCAGGAAGGGAAAACGCCGCUCCUUUAUUGCGAGCUGCCGUGAAUUUUUUAUCUGGAAACGCACAGGAACCUGUCCAGUCAAGGAGAGUGAUGAUUUCUCAUAACAUGGAUAAAGCUCUGAAAGAAGUGUUUGACUACAGCUACAGAGAUUACAUUUUGUCUUGGUAUGGGCAUCUCAGCAGAGACGAGGGACGACUAUACCACCUGCUAUCUGAAGACUUCUGGGAAGUUGCAAAGCAGCUGCGACACCGGCUCAGUCACGUUGAUGUAGUUAAAGUCGUCUGCAGUGAUGUAGUGAAAGUUUUGUUCACCCACUUCUGUGACCUUAAAGCAGCCAAUUCCAGACUGGAAGAGCAACCACGGCCAUUUUUACUGCAUCCAUGCUUGAGGAACUCGGAUGAAGAAGCAAAAUUCCUGCAAGCAUGUUCCCAAAUUCUGGUAUAUUGUCUUCUGCCCUCAAAGGAUGCCCGGUCUUUGAGCUUGCGCAUAGUCCUUGCAGAAAUACUUGCAUCGAAAGUACUGAAACCAAUGGUGGAACUACUGAGUGAUCCAAACUACAUCAACCAAAUGUUGCUUCUCCAGAUGGAGUACAGAGAACAGGUGAAUGAGCAUCACAAGAGAGCCUACACAUACGCUCCUUCUUAUGAAGAGUUCAUCAAGCUGAUUAACAGCAGUUCCGAUGUUGAGUUCCUCAAACAGCUAAGGUAUCAGAUUGUAGUGGAAAUAGUUCAAGCAACCACCAUCAGCAGCUUUCCACAGUUGAAACGCCAAAAAGAGAGCAAAGGUAAAGAAACUGCUGCUAUGAAAGCUGAUCAUUUGAGGGCCCGAAACAUGAAGAGAUAUAUUAAUCAGCUCACUGUAGCGAAAAAGCAGUGUGAAAAGCGAAUCCGACUCCUUGGAGGCCCUGCUUAUGACCAGCCAGAUGAUGGGAUAUUUGAAGAUAGUGAUGGACCACAGAGCCAGAAGAUUCUUCAGUUUGAGGAUAUUUUGUGCAACCCAUCCUACAGACAGCACUUUCGAAUAUACAUGGAAAGAAUGGAUAAGAGGGUCCUGAUCAGCUAUUGGGAGUCUGUGGAAUACUUGAAGAAUGCUAAUAAGGCUGAAAUUCCUCAACUUGUGAGUCAAAUCUAUCAGGAUUUUUUUGUGGAAAGCCGAGAAAUUCCUGUGGAAAAGUCACUGUAUAAAGAGAUACAGCAGAGCCUUGUGGGCAACAAAGGCAUUGAAGUGUUCUACAAAAUUCAGACUGAUGUUUAUGAAACACUGAAAGACAGGUACUACCCAUCAUUCAUUGUCAGUGAUUUAUAUGAGAGGUUGAUCAAGAAAGAAGAAGAAAGGAGUACUGUCCAGAUGGCAUCGGAUGACAAAGAUGAAGUGAACCAAGUUUGUGAAGAGGUUAUUGAUGAAGGGAGCUCAGGAAUUAAUGAGCAGGCCAGUUACGCUGUGAAUAAGCUACGCCAGUUAAAUGACAAACUUGAAUAUAAGAGACAAGCUCUAAAUUCUCUCUGCAGUUCACCAAAACCUGACAAAAAGAUUGUUUCUAAACUGAAGGAUGAAAUCACUGUGAUGGAGAGAGAACACAGUGACCUUCAGUUACAUAUUGAAAGAACAGAUUGGUGGUGUGAGAAUUUUGGCAUGUGGAAAGCCUUCAUAAAUACUAGCGAGGUCAUAGAAGAAAAUGGCGAACAAGUGCCCUGUUAUUCUGUCAUGGUGAGUUUACAAGAGAUUGGUAGUGUUGAAGCCAAGGAAUGGACAGUCCUUCGAAAGCUCAGCGAGUUUCAAAGCCUGCAUCGGAAACUCAGUGAGUGCUUCCCAUCAUUAAAGAAAGCUCAGUUGCCUUCACUCAGCAAACUGCCCUUUAAAUCUGUAGACCAGAAAUUCCUCGAGAAAUCCAAGAACCAGUUAAACAACUUUUUACAGAAAUUGCUUUCUGACGAAAGGCUCUGUCAGAGUGAAGCACUUUAUGCCUUUUUAAGCCCUUCGCCUGAACACCUCAAGGUUAUUGACGUGCAGGGAAAGAAGUCCUCUUUUUCACUUUCAUCUUUUUUGGAGAGGCUUCCUGGUGACUUCUUUUCUCAUCAGGAGGAGGAGGCUGAAGAUGACGAUGAUCUGUCUGACUACGGGGAAGAUGUGGAUGGGAGACGGGAUUCCCUUGCUGAGCCUUGCUUCAUGCUGAUUGGAGAGAUUUUUGAGCUGCGAGGAAUGUUUAAGUGGGUGAGGAAGACACUAAUUGCACUAGUUCAAAUCACUUUUGGAAGAACCAUCAACAAAGAUGCUUUUUGGCCAAAUGGAAAAUUGGCAUCCAGCACAAAGCCUAGAAGUGAAGAGCAAAGCCGGGAGACAAAACAGAAAGCACAGCAAAAAUUACUUGAAAACAUUCCAGAUACUCUCCAGAGUCUUGUCGGACAGCAGAAUGCUCGCCAUGGUAUAAUCAAAGUAUUCAACGCACUUCAAGAAACCAAGGCCAAUAAGCAUCUUCUUUAUGUAUUAUUGGAAUUGCUGCUAAUUGAACUGUGUCCUGAGUUGCGAACUCAUUUAGAGCAGCUUAAAGCAGCUCAGGUUUGAAUCUGCACAAGUGAAUUACUAGAGAAAUGUCUGUUAAUAACAGACAUGAAACUUAUUUCCCUCUUUUCCAUAGAGGGCUGACUGAAGACUGCUGAGAAUUUGUAGAGUAUUUUUCCUCUGAGUUUUACGCAAAACAAACAAGACUUGAAAAUAAUGGAUGAUAGGGUAGAAUGCCAGCAUUGUGUAGUUUCUGGCUUUUAUUUAACUUGUUAUAUGAAUAACUCUGUAUAAGAUGCAGAUUGAAAUGUAAAUGUUAAUAUAAGAUGUAAGAACUAUAGAAUAUUUUAAACAUUUAUGAAAGGCAUUUUGCUUUAGUGGUAUAUCAAUGAAUGUUGUACAGUUAAUUUCCUUGCUGAGGAUAAUGAACAUUCCUCUAUUUUCUUGUGUAUUGAAGAGCCUUGUUGUGCAAUAUAUGUAAAGAUAUUGUGUAAAUUUUAUUGUUUUUAUUUUUACCAAAGAUUUCCCAUAGUUUGGAGCCUUUGUAAGCAAUAAAUAACAAAACUGGA